Molecule: messenger RNA, 174 nt
Organism: Dictyostelium discoideum AX4
Lineage: Eukaryota; Evosea; Eumycetozoa; Dictyosteliales; Dictyosteliaceae
Exons: 2
Coding region: 1-174 (57 amino acids)
Source: RefSeq, a predicted model, not a curated record
AUGGAUUGGUCAAUGGAGACUAUGAAACAACAUAAUGAGCUUUACAGAGGUAGCAAAAGCUCAAACAUCACAGGUUCAUAUGGAAGAGGAAUUGGUACGAUUCAUCAAAAACUACCCGAUCAAAUAGGAGUUUUUAGGACAACUCCAAACUCAAAAAGAGUAUUCAAAACCUAG